Ascoidea rubescens DSM 1968 is the source of this 1548-nucleotide messenger RNA. It is a transcript of the gene CQD2, whose product is annotated as Cqd2p. The record is from RefSeq and is a predicted model, not a curated record. Gene Ontology annotation, cellular component: mitochondrial inner membrane. Bases 1 to 1548 code for a protein of 515 amino acids. Gene Ontology annotation, biological process: lipid homeostasis; mitochondrion organization. The transcript has 4 exons. NCBI's taxonomy places the organism in Eukaryota, Fungi, Ascomycota, Saccharomycetes, Ascoideales, Ascoideaceae.
AUGUUGGGCUCAGAAAAGAACAGUCGAAGAAGAGCUAUUUGGACCAGAAAAACAUCUGUGUUUUUGUAUUUCUCAAAUGAUUCGUACAAGAAGAGAGUGGAUUUUUUAGCUAAAUCAUUUCAAAGAAUCAUGAUUGUGAGUGUGGCAACCGUUAGAUGUUUUUUUGAGUAUAGAUCAACAUUAGAUACUAAAUAUGAGUCAGAUAAGGAGAGAAACAAUGCGUUGGAAAGAUGUCAUCAAAAAUGUGCUGAAAUUACAUUACAUGCGUUGGAAAACAAUGGUGGGAUUUAUAUUAAAUUGGGACAGCAUAUUUCAGCAUUAACAUAUUUAUUGCCCAAGGAAUGGACAUCCACUAUGACACCCCUACAAGACAGAUGCCCAAAGACUUUGGUGAGUGAUAUAAACGAGAUGUUUAUCGAGGAUAUUGGUUGUUCGCUUGACGAUAUGUUUUCUGAAUUUGAUGAAAAACCAAUUGGAGUUGCGUCAUUAGCCCAGGUUCAUGUUGCGACGUUGAGAGAAACUGGAGAGAAAGUUGCAGUUAAAUGUCAACAUCCCUCACUAAAGGAAUUCGUUCCGCUAGAUAUAUUGAUCACGAAAAAUGUGUUUGAGUUGUUGUAUAAAGUGUUUCCUGAAUAUGAUUUAAAUUGGCUAGGAGAAGAGAUGCAAUCGUCUAUAUAUGUCGAGUUAAAUUUUGUUGAAGAAGCCAAAAAUGCUAGGAAUACGUCGGAUUAUUUUAAAAAUUACCAAAGACAAACAGCAUUAAGAGUUCCAAAGAUUUAUUCGGCCCAACCAAGAGUGUUAAUAAUGGAGUAUGUGGGUGGAUCAAGAUUGGAUAAUUUAGAGUAUUUCAAAGACAAUAAUAUUUCAAGAGCAGAAGUGAGUGCAUGUUUGGCACACAUUUUCAAUAACAUGAUAUUUACCCCAGGCGUUGGCAUUCAUUGUGAUCCACAUGGUGGAAAUUUGGCCAUCAGAGCGAUUCCCAAGAGGAAAAAUGGACACAACUUUGAGAUUAUCUUGUACGAUCAUGGGUUGUAUCGAUUUGUCCCAAUUCAAUUGAGAAGAGCGUAUGCAAGAUUUUGGCUAGCGAUUAUUGAUUCGGAUGAGAAAUCAAUGAGAAAAUACGCAAAGGAGUUUGCUGGAGUUACAGACGAAGAAUUUCCCUUGUUUGCAGCUGCAAUGACAGGAAGAGAUUUCGAACACGCAGUUGGAAACAUUACUACUCCAAGAAGCCAAGAGGAGAUCAACUACAUGGUUGGGCUUUUUGAGGAGGGAAGCUUUUUGACUGAUGUGAUGGCGUUGCUAUCCAAGCUACCCAAAAUUGCAUUGUUGAUCAUCAAAACCAACGAUUUGGUGAGGGUGUUGGACGAAAACAUGGAGUAUCCUCUUGGGCCAGUGAAAAGCUUCUUGAUCAUGGCCAGCUACUGCGCGCGAACCAUCUACGAAGAAGACAGGGAGGUGUUGCUUAGAAAGGUGUGGUGGACGUAUAAGACGAGAUCGCACCAGUUGUUGGUGUACAACCUCGUCUCGUUGUUUUCCAGCUCGUCCUAG